AUAAUAUUUUGUUAAAAUAUUAUUUCAAGAAAACAAAAAUAAAAAUAACAACUCUUUUCCAAUCGUCUGCUACACAAAUUCAACAUUUCAACGAUCUUGUUCCUCUUCAAUCACCCCUCAAAAUCAAUAAUUUCAUCAAUCUUCAAAUCACCCACAACUGUCUUAAUCCAACAUCUCAUAAUCUUGCUGCUAAUUUUCAAUUUAUUCGCGUUCUUUAGCCCCAAUUUCUCGAUUGAUCCCUUCAAUCUUUCAACCCAUUUAUGGGUUUUUGAUUCUUCAAUUCACAAACCCAUUUCACACUUCAAACAAUCUCCAAUACCCUUUUACAGAUUCCCUUAAUUCCUAUUACAAAUCGUUAAUUUCUCAGGUCAAGAUUCGUCAAAGACUUUGACUUUUCCCCUGUUUCUGAAACUAACAAUGUGGUGAUGAAUAUUAACAUCAAUUGAAGUGGUAUUUACGAAUUUGCCAUCUGGGAUAUGAGGCUUUUAGUGCGUGUGAUCGAAGCUAGAAACAUGCCUCCAAUGGAUCCGAAUGGGUCAGCUGACCCAUACGUGAAGUUGAAAUUAGGGCACCAAAGGUUUAAGACUAAAGUUGUGAAGAAGUGUUUGAACCCUUCUUGGUGUGAGGAGUUUAGUUUUAAAGUUGAGGAUUUGAAGGAGCAACUUGUGGUUUCUGUGUUUGAUGAGGAUAAGUUUUUUAGUGAUGAUUUUGUUGGGAGUGUGAAGAUUAAUAUUUCUAGUGUGUUUGAUACUGUUGAUAAGUCUUUAGGGACUGUUUGGUACCCUUUGCAGCCCAAGAAGAAGUCCAAGAUUAAAGAUUGUGGUGAAAUUCUUCUCACAAUAUGCUUCUCACAAAACAACCCGCAAUCAGACUUGCAACCACAAGCCGAAAAUGGAGCCAUGUCACCAUCAAGAUCUUCCACAAGUUCAAGAAUGUCAUCCCCGUUGAGAUCAGAGGAAUUAACCGCUCCAAUCAAGGAAGAAAAGUCAAACAAAGAAAAACUUACCGGUCUAAUCUCUCAAAUAUUUAGCAGAAACAACGAGUUACUACCGCAAUCAGCGGGUAACAAAAACACUGAGUUACCCGAGGUGCCCGAAACCGAUGAAUCCGAGGUAUCCGAAGACAAAACCGACGAACAAUCAUCAUCAUCGUCAAAUUUCGAGGAACUUAUCAAAAAACUCGAGGAAAAAGACGACGGUGGUGAAAUGCCUGCGAAUUUACCCGGAGGGAUAAUGUUAGAUCAGAUGUACGCAAUUUCACCGUCUGAAUUAAACACUUUUCUCUUUUCACCGGAAUCGGAUUAUCUGAAACAGUUGGCAGAUGUUCAAGGAAGUACCGAUCUACAAGUGGGCCCAUGGAAAUUCGACAACGAAACCGGAAGUUUGAAAAGAACGUUUACCUACGUUAAAGCACCGUCUAGAUUGAUCAAAGCUAUAAAAGCGAUCGAAGAUCAAACAUAUCUGAAAGCUGACGGUAAAUGUUUUUCGGUUUUAGCAAGUGUGAACACCCCCGAAGCUCCAUACGCGAGCAACUAUCGGGUCGAAGUUCAAACGUCAAUAUCACCGGGGCCCGAGCUUCCGUCAGGCGAAGAAUGCUCACAUUUGGUCGUCUCGUGGAGAAUGAAUUUCAUACAUAAUACAAUGAUGAAGGGUAUGAUAGAAGGUGGGGCCCGCCAAGGUGUAAAGGAGAGUUUUGAACAAGUAGCGAGCUUGUUAUCUGAAAAACUAAAGGUGGUUGACGUAAAAGGUAUUGGUUCGGAAAAAGAACAGGCGUUGGCUUCAUUACAGGUGGAAAAGCAGUCGGAUUGGAAGCUUGCGGUUCAAUAUUUUGCUAAUUUCACCGUAAUUUCCACUAUCUUAAUGGGAUUUUACGUGCUUGUGCACAUAUUUCUAUCGAUGCCUAGUACAAUUCAAGGGCUUGAGUUCGGUGGGUUGGAUUUACCGGAUUCGAUCGGUGAAGUUGUUGUGUGCGGAGUACUGGUUUUACAAGGCGAAAGAGUUAUGCAUUUAAUAUCAAGAUUUAUGCAAGCGCGAGUGCACAAAGGGGGUGAUCAUGGAAUAAAAGCAACGGGUGAUGGAUGGCAACUAACUGUUGCGUUGGUUGAAGGAUGCAAUAUACCAACGGUUGAAUCAAACGUUUUAUCUGAUCCAUAUGUGGUCUUUACGUGCAAUGGGAAAACAAGAACAAGCUCAAUUAAAUUUCAGAAGUCUGAUCCUCGCUGGAACGAAAUAUUUGAAUUUGAUGCAAUGGAUGAUCCACCUUCUACACUGGAUGUUGAAGUUUUCGAUUUCGAUGGACCUUUUGAUGAAGCCGUAUCUCUGGGACAUACACAAAUUAAUUUUGUAAGAAGUAAUAUUUCUGAGUUAGGUGACGUGUGGGUUCCACUCCAAGGGCAGUUAGCUCAAGCGUGUCAAGCUAAGUUGCAUUUAAGGAUAUUCUUGAAUAAUACACGAGGUAGCAAUAUUAUUAAAGAAUAUUUGACCAAGAUGGAAAAGGAAGUGGGAAAGAAGAUAAAAGUACGCUCGCCUCAGACAAAUUCAGCUUUUCAAAAGCUGUUUAAGCUUCCACCCGAGGAAUUUUUAAUCAAUGAUUUUACUUGUCACUUGAAGCGCAAAAUGCCCCUUCAGGGGCGUUUGUUUCUGUCAGCAAGAAUCAUAGGGUUUCACGGAGACUUGUUUGGACACAAGACAAACUUUUACUUUCUGUGGGAGGAUAUCGAAGACGUUCAAGUGCUCCAACCUACUUUAUCAUCAAUGGGUAGUCCCGUCGUGGUUAUCACGUUACAUCCUGGCCGAGGCUUGGAUGCAAAACAUGGUGCAAAGACACAAGAUGCAGAAGGCCGGCUUAAAUUCCAUUUUCAGUCGUUCGUGUCUUUUAACGUCGCACACAGGACAAUCAUGGCGCUGUGGAGGGCGAGAGCCUUAAGUCCUGAACAAAAAGCAGAAAUAGCCGAAGAAGAAUCCGAUGAUAAAAAUCAACAAAUUCUUGAAGACGAUGAUCCCGAAAACAGAAGCCUCCAGAGUGAAGAAAGUGGAUCCUUCUUAGGACUUGAGGAUGUCAGCAUGUCUGUUGUAUAUUCCUCUGUUCUUUCAGUUCCGUCGAAUUUUGUGAUGGAGUUGUUCAGUGGGAGUGAAUUGGAGCGAAGAGCGAUGGACCGAGCCCAUUGUGUUAACUAUUCAACGAGCCCGUGGGAAUUUGAAAAGACUGAUGUUUAUCAACGGCAAACUUAUUACAAGUUUGACAUUAGUGUUUCUCGUUACGGAGGAGAGGUCACCUCAAGUCAACAAAAAUCCCGUCUAACUGACAGAAACGGUUGGCUCGUAGAAGAAGUCACAACUCUCCACGGGGUCCCGCUUGGCGACUAUUUCACUCUACAUACAAAGUACCAAAUAGAGGAUCAAGGGUCAAGAUCCACAGGAUGUAAAGUGGUGGUGCAUUUUGGGAUUGCAUGGUUGAAAAGCACCAAACACAAGAAAAAGAUUACCAAGAACAUACACGCGAAUCUGCAAGACCGUAUGAUGAUCAUGUUCAGUACAAUCGAGAAGGAAUUCGUAUCUGGAAAACAAUAGCUUCAGACAUGAUUUUAGAGUGAAAGAAGAAUGUACCUUCACUUGUAACACCGGGAAGCAGUUUUCGUGGGCUCUCGGUGACAACUCACAAAAGCAACGACGGGUCACAAGCAAAAGCGGUCUUGAGGGAACACGCUCAGCCGGGUCAUUUUGUAAUUUGAUAUUUAUAUUUGUACAGUUUGAUGAUUGUAAUAAUGCUUUUGGAAUAGCAUAUAUAGUUGUGUACAAGUGUAGGAAGUAGUCUAGGCUGGUAAGAUUCAUGUAGACAUUUAUCACGUUUAUAUACUUCUUAUUUUUAAUCCAAAAUUGAUAUUUUAGACAAAAAA
Messenger RNA from Helianthus annuus (common sunflower), 3895 nucleotides. RefSeq names its product C2 and GRAM domain-containing protein At1g03370. The transcript is spliced from 9 exons. Bases 477 to 3569 code for a protein of 1030 amino acids. NCBI's taxonomy places the organism in Eukaryota, Viridiplantae, Streptophyta, Magnoliopsida, Asterales, Asteraceae. The record is from RefSeq and is a predicted model, not a curated record.